Messenger RNA from Helobdella robusta, 1647 nucleotides. RefSeq lists its product as hypothetical. Lineage: Eukaryota; Metazoa; Annelida; Clitellata; Rhynchobdellida; Glossiphoniidae. The coding region runs from base 133 to 1236 and encodes 367 amino acids. The transcript is spliced from 3 exons. The record is from RefSeq and is a predicted model, not a curated record. Gene Ontology annotation, molecular function: ferrous iron transmembrane transporter activity. Gene Ontology annotation, biological process: iron import into the mitochondrion. Gene Ontology annotation, cellular component: mitochondrial membrane.
AUAUAUAAUUAAUUUCAAUUCAUUUGAAAGUUAAAAAUUUAUGUUUAAGAAGUAGAUUUCUCUUUAAAAUGUUAAAUAAGUUUCGUAGUAUUUGUCGUUAACUUUCACAUCUUAAUCGUGCAACCAACCAAAAUGACUACUAAGAAAAGUGAGGUCGUCGUCGUCGUCGAGGAUUAUGAUUACGAGUCCUUGCAAACAAAUAACGUUGGGGCUCACAUGCUCGCCGGAGCUGCUGCCGGAAUACUGGAACACUGCGUUAUGUACCCCAUCGACAGUGUCAAGACCAGAAUGCAAAUAUUAACACCAGAUCCCAGGGCAAGAUACAAAGGUAUGCUGGAUGCAUUCCGAAUAAUAUCGAAAGAUGAAAGUUUCUGGGCAACGAUGCGGGGCAUAGAUGUGACGGCGUACGGUUCAGGGCCAGCUCAUGCUGUGUACUUUGCUUGUUACGAAUACAUCAAACAUUAUCUGCGGAGGAAAGAUGAGAGCAAUCACCUAGCACAUGCCAUUGCUGGGGUUGGAGCCACAAUAGCCCAUGAUUUGGUGUACAACCCAUUUGAAGUGAUAAAGCAACGCAUGCAAGUUUUUGGCAGUCCUUACAAAAACUGGUGGACCUGCGCAAACACAGUUUUCAAAACAGAAGGUUGGGGAGCCUUCUACAGAAGUUUUGGGACUCAGCUGCUGAUGAAUGCACCUUAUCAGAGUCUACAUUUCGUCGUCUACGAGUUUGCUCAGGAUAAAUUGAACCAGGAUAGAGAGUACAAACCUCUGUCUCAUGUGAUAUCAGGUGGGUCGGCUGGGGCUGUCGCUGCUGCUGCAACCACUCCAUUUGACGUCAUGAAGACACUGCUGAACACACACAAGCAACAACUCUAUAUGAGUGAAAUCAACAACAACAACAUCAAUAGCGUCAACAACAACACUGCGAACUAUCAGAACAUUAAUUAUACUAGAUGCAAUGAUUCAAAAAAUGAAAAAGGUUUGCAUGCAAAUUCAAGUAAGCCCGGUCCAAACAACAAUAUUAAUAUUGUUCCUUCAUCUGUACAGACACCCAACAACCCCAAACGAAUAAAAGGGAUCAUAGGUGCAGCCAGAGAGGUCUACCAACUAGGAGGUUUUAGGGGUUUUUUUGCUGGAACCGUUCCACGAGUUUUCUAUCAGAUUCCUUCCACUGCAAUUGCAUGGAGUACUUAUGAAUUUUUUAAAUUUAUCAUUGUUAGUCAUGAUACGGACCCGUGAAUGAUUUAUUAGGCUUGAAUUCAUUUUAAAGUUUAAUUUUGUUGCUAAGUUAUAUUUAAAUUAUAGUAUACAAAUUUUGUGAUUAUUGUUUCCAUUAAUCAUGCUUACGUUGUUACAAUCUUGUUUGGUCUUUGAAUUUUAUUCUUUCAACAUACUAAUUGAGGAAAUGUACAUUUUGACUUGUUUUAUUCCUUUUAGGAUCAUGCACUAAGAUAAUAAUUGUUGUAACUGAGCGGUCUUUAGUAAGCUUUUUAUUUCAUUGUCAUUUCUGAACGAUCGUCAUCUAUUUUAACUGUUUUUAUUACCACUAGUUACAUUACAUUCAUAUGAUUUGGACAUGAAACAGUUUUAUGUAUAUAUUUAUAUAUUGAAAAUUUAACAAAAAAUACUGGUGAUUUUUGUGGAAUAUUU